Molecule: messenger RNA, 2630 nt
Organism: Cyclopterus lumpus (lumpfish)
Lineage: Eukaryota; Metazoa; Chordata; Actinopteri; Perciformes; Cyclopteridae
Gene: piwil1
Product: piwi-like RNA-mediated gene silencing 1
Exons: 21
Coding region: 57-2630 (857 amino acids)
Biological process (GO): regulatory ncRNA-mediated gene silencing
Cellular component (GO): P granule
Molecular function (GO): protein binding; piRNA binding
Source: RefSeq, a predicted model, not a curated record
GUGAGCAAGGAGGAACUUUUUUUUCUUCAAAGCUGCAUCAUUGAGACUUCGCCAACAUGACCGGGCGUGCACGAGCUCGAUCAAGAGGCAGAGCACGUGGUCAAGAGACUGCGGCACCUGGAGCGGUAAGAGCAAGCCAGGCUCGAGGAGAUCCUGCACCACCAGCUCCCGCAGAGGGAGAGCUAGUUGGUAGAGGGAGGCAGAAGGGUGUUCCAGGACCCUUUUCCGCAGAAGCUGUUCUACAGAUUUCAGCCGGAUUUCAACAGGUGAAGCUGGGAGAGAGAGGUGGACGCCGCCGAGAUUUUAACGAUGCAGGGGUUAACACAAGGGAGGCUAUGGUGCAUGUUAAGGAUUCCAAGUUAGGAACAUCUGGCGCUCCCAUUAAGUUAACGGCAAACUUCUUUCGCAUCCUGUCCCGCCCUCAGUGGGUGCUGUAUCAGUACCAUGUGGACUUCAACCCACCGAUGGAGGCUCGUCGUCUGAGAUCUGCCCUCCUCUACCAGCAUGAGGAAGCACUUGGCUCAGCACGGAGCUUUGAUGGAGCCAUGCUUUUUUUACCUCUCAAAUUGCCCAACAAGGAGACAGUCCUCCACAGCGAGACGAGGAAUGGAGAGAAAGUUCAGAUCACUGUCACCCUGACAAAUGAACUGCCACCCACAUCACCUGUGUGCAUUCAGUUUUACAACAUCAUGUUCAGAAGGAUCUUGAGAAUGCUCAACAUGCAGCAGAUUGGACGCAACUACUACAACCCCAAUGAUCCACUCAACAUCCCACAGCACAGGCUGACCAUCUGGCCAGGCUACACCACCACCAUUUUGAGGUAUGAGACAGCCAUUAUGCUGUGUACUGACGUGAGCCACAAGGUGCUGCGUAGUGAGACAGUCCUUGACUUUAUGGUCAACCUGAGACGGAAGUGUGGAAAUCAACGCUUCCCUGAGGUCUGCGCCAAGGAGCUGAUUGGACUCAUAGUCCUCACAAAGUACAACAACAAGACCUACAGGAUUGAUGAUAUUGCAUGGGAUCACACUCCCAACAACACAUUCAUGAGGGGAGACACGGAGAUUUCAUUCAUGAACUACUAUAAGACGCAAUAUAGCCUGGACAUCACUGAUGGGAACCAGGUGCUGCUGGUCAGCCAUGUGAAGAAGAUGGGUCCUUCUGGAGGUCCUCCUCCUGGCCCGGCCAUGCUCAUCCCAGAGCUGUGCUUUCUGACAGGCUUGACCGACAAGAUGCGAGCAGACUACGUCAUCAUGAAGGACUUGAACAUGCACACCAAAUUGGAACCAAAUCAAAGGGAGGGACGCCUCAACAGAUUUGUCAGUAAUAUACAAAAGAAUACAGAUGCACAAGCUGAGUUGGACAAGUGGGGACUCAAUUUUGAUAAGCAACUCUUAAAGCUGACUGGCAGAGUCCUUCCAGCGGAGAGGAUUUUCCAGGGACCAAAAUCGUUUGAUUACAACCCCAUGCAAGCUGAUUGGUCCAAAGAGAUGCGUGGGUUGCCUCUGAUCAGCUCUCCUCCACUGGAUAACUGGCUCUUGUUCCACAUCCGUCGUAACAGCACUGAAGCCCAGGCCCUGAUGCAGACCCUCACCAGAGUCUCAGCUCCGCUCAAUAUUCACAUAGAGAGAGCCAUCGUGAUUGAGUAUGAGGAUCAACAGGAGUCUCUCCUCAGAGCCUUGAAGAGCAAUGUUUCACGCGAAACGCAGAUGGUUGUGGUGGUCCUCCCCAGCAACAGGAAGGACCAGUACGACAGCGUCAAGAAGUACCUUUGUGUGGACUGCCCCACUCCAAGUCAGUGUGUGGUUGCCCGUACCCUUGCCAGACAACAAGCACUCAUGACUGUUGCAACCAAGAUUGCUCUUCAGAUUGCUUGCAAGAUGGGAGGAGAGCUCUGGAGUGUGGAAAUCCCUCUCAAACAGCUGAUGAUUGUGGGCAUUGACUGCUACCAUGACACCAUUGCUGGGAAACGGUCUAUUGGAGCUCUAGUGGCCAGCCUCAAUCAGGGCAUGAGCAGGUGGUACUCAAAGUGUGUGCUGCAGCACAGAGGCCAGGAAAUCAUGGAUGGACUGAAGAUGGCUUUAUGUGGUGCACUGAAAGACUAUCUGAAGUUCAACAACUGCUUGCCCACACGCAUCAUUGUGUACAGAGAUGGAGUGGGAGACGGCCAGCUGCACAGCGUGGUCAACUAUGAGGUUUCACAGAUCAUCGAAUCCAUCCAGUCCAUGGGGCACGACUACAUGCCCAAGCUGAGUGUGGUGGUGGUGAAGAAGCGCAUCAACAGUCGUUUUUUUGCCAACAUUAAUGGCAAUGUGGCCAACCCUCCCCCGGGCACCGUUGUGGACUCUGAGGUUACCCGUCCAGAGUGGUAUGACUUCUACAUUGUGAGCCAGGCUGUCCGCACCGGAAGCGUCUCUCCAACACACUACAAUGUUGUGUACGACACCAGUGGACUUAAGCCUGAUCACAUGCAACGGCUUACCUACAAGCUGUGCCACAUGUACUACAACUGGCAGGGGAUCAUCAGAGUGCCUGCUCCCUGCCAGUAUGCCCACAAGCUGGCUUUUCUUGUGGGUCAAAGCAUCCACAGAGAGCCCAGUGUGAAACUGGAUGACCUCCUCUUCUACCUAUAA